AUGGAUGAUGCUGCGACAUCAUCUAUUCCUAGCUCUAAAAUCUACAAUAAUCUCUGGAAUACGAAGGUUCCAUCCAAGAUAAAGCUGUUUGGGUGGAGAGUUAUUCACAACAGUAUUGCUGUAAGGGGUGCCCUUGCGAAGCGUUGCAUGAAAGUUGACAGCAAUUUUUCUUGUUUUGGGGAGACGGAAGAAUCAUUGAUACACGCUUUAGCUCAAUUCCAUGAGGCUCAUAUUGUAUGGUAUGUUUCCCCUCUUAGGCUUGAUAUCCCCUGCUCCUCUUCGCUCUCUUUCUGUGAGUGGUACUAUUCUCUUGUGACUAAUUUCAAAGAGAAAACAAGGUGGGAUCUAUUUUGGUGUAUUUUGUGGGGCAAAUGGCUUAAAAGAAAUGCUUUCGUCUUUGAGAAACGCAAGAUUGAAAUUGUUGAUGUUAUGUUGAAGGCAUAUGGGUUAGUGGGUGAAUUUGCAAAGGCUAAUGAAAAGCGUGGCGUUGUGGGUAACUCUGAUCAAAUUAUCCAAACCUGGUCUCCUCCAAGACUUGGUUUCUACAAAGUUAACGCUGAUGCAACUUGCUUUAAUGCCAAUGUGGUGGGUUUAAGGGUUGUUAUGAGAGAUUCGAUACGGGAUGUGAUGGCUGCGACCUGCUGCACGAUGAAGGGUGAGUUCAAGAUUGUUGUGGCAGGAGCACUUGCAGCUAGACAUGCUCUGACUAUUGCUAUGGAAUCUGGACUACUACAAAUUUUGCUUGAAAUGGAUACCUCAAUACUCUGUCAUAAGCUGAAGAACAACAUUCGAGAGACCUCAACGUUGGGUAGUAUUGUUUCUGACAUUUUGUAUCUUGGCAGCCUUUGUUCUUCUAUUGAGUUUUCUCAUGUGGGGAAACAGUGA
Molecule: messenger RNA, 885 nt
Organism: Chenopodium quinoa (quinoa)
Lineage: Eukaryota; Viridiplantae; Streptophyta; Magnoliopsida; Caryophyllales; Amaranthaceae
Exons: 1
Coding region: 1-885 (294 amino acids)
Molecular function (GO): RNA-DNA hybrid ribonuclease activity; nucleic acid binding
Source: RefSeq, a predicted model, not a curated record